UCCACUAUCUGGGCAUGCUAAGACUUAUAGUUCCACUGCAGCCGAAGGGCUACAGGUUGCCUGUCCGUGCAUUAUGAUCAUUUAGAUGAGACAGCAGCCGGCCAAGUGGCAUUCCUUCCUUCCCUGCACUAGGAGCAGCAAGGCACCAACCAUUCCAGAUGUCUGCCCUCUCCCCCACCUAAAGCACUGUGACUGCAGACUCCAUCCGGUCCUAGUGCCCGGUGCUUGCACCUACUCCUUUCUUUUGUUCCAUGAAACCAAGGACACACACAUUCAAGUAGGAUGUAUGACCCCUGUCUUCGAGCCUACAUUAAUAUCCAUUGAUCAUGAUCAGUAUGAGCUGCACGGGGUGAUAGGCACAAAGGUGCACCCUAUUGUUUUUCUUCUAUUGUAUUGGCUUGGUUUUCAUGAAGCAGAUGAGCAAUACGAGGCAAGAACAGAGCAAGAUGGGUCUAUGAGAGCCACCAGAGUACCCUGUGGAACCUAUGAAAUUAGGAUGGCUGGCAGAAAUCUGAUGGACAGUGUAUAAAAAACGUUAUAUGAUGACGUCUCCAAAUCAAACCAAACAAUAUCAUCAGCCAUGGACAACUAAUUAUUUGGAUCAUAGUAAGGAGUGGACUGAACCGAUCAAUCCAAUGUACAACUCUGUGACUAGGAAACAGGUGUGGGCUUCUGGCAUUGAGCCUCUAGAAAGAGAAACAUGUGGCUUGCUUGUAUCUCAGCAGAGCUAUGGCUACAGAUCUGACGGCACAGACAUGAGAGAGGAACCGGGUUUUCCAAUUUUAUACAAUUAUUUUGAUAACAUGCAUCGUAAAUGUCUACCUGACGAUGUAACAACAUCACAUUGGAUUGCGACUGGAACAGAACUCAUCAAAUUGGAUCCUGGACCAAUUUCAAGAUCAUUUCUCACAUCACCUUGGAAUGUUAUCCAGAAUUCUUCUGAGGCAAUGAUAAACUAUGGAUGUGACGUUGAAGGUAAGCAGACACAACAUUCAUAUUGCGGAAAUCCAUCCAUGAAGGUAGUGAAAAGCACUGACAGUGAUAUUGCAUCUGCAAGGGAUUCUUAUUGUAUCAAGACAAGCUCAUCUUCAGAUAUUUGUAGUCAAGACCAACCAUCUAUGAUGUCCAUUUCAGACUUUAGUGAAGAUGGUAAAGUUGAAAUGACCAACACCCACCCUUUACUCCCUAUUACUCAAAACAGAGCCCUCCAAUACCAACUUAAAGAGUCAGAGACAUGUUUUACAGAAGAAAACAAGUUCCUGUUGAUAGAUGCUCAGGGAGUUCCAUAUACUGUUUUCAAGAAGGAUCUUGUAAAGUCACCAAACAAUUCUGAUGAACCAGCUGAGAUAUCAUUGCAGGUUCCCAGAAAAUUUCAUUAUUGUCUGGUCUGUUUUAGGUCAUUCUUGUAUGUCUCUGAUCUGGAACGUCAUAGCAUCACCCACUCAGAGCGCAAACCCUUCGAUUGUAAAGUUUGUGGAAAGAGCUUCAAACGGUCAUCUCAUCUACAACGUCACAAGCAUAUCCACACUGGUGACCGGCCAUUCCUAUGUGACAUUUGCCAGAAAGGAUUUAGAGAAUCUGGUGAACUACAAAGACACCAAAGAGUGCAUACUGGGGAAAAGCCUUACCAGUGUGAACUUUGUUAUCUCCGCUUUACAGAACGAAACACCCUCCGCAGGCACAUAAAGAGGAAACAUCCAACGCAAUUUCUGCACCAGCAGGAUGCGGGGGACAGCAGUGACUGGGAAGAGAACCUCAAGUAAAUUCCUGUAGAUGACAGACUGUAAUUUAAGCAAAUGCAUCUCACUGUUCCUUACUCAUGGAUAAAAUAGAAACAGAAGAAUUGGAUAGCUGUGCAAAGAAUUAGUUGCUCAGCAGGUCCAAGCUGCAACCUCAGUUUAUGGAUACUAGAAUCUAAUAAUUAAUAGGAAAAUCAAAAUAAUGACUUGAUUUUGCAGGUGCAACUAGUAUAUUGAACUAAUCAACCAAAAAGAUUUUUAACACAAGACCCAAAUUUCAGACUAUGCUAUCAAUAUAAAGGUUGCAGUUCAUAUUGAGUAUAAACUAUUAAAAAUAAUAUUUCUCUGGCAUCCAUAAGAGAUAUUGGGGUGA
Molecule: messenger RNA, 2112 nt
Organism: Pseudophryne corroboree (corroboree frog)
Lineage: Eukaryota; Metazoa; Chordata; Amphibia; Anura; Myobatrachidae
Product: zinc finger protein 836-like
Exons: 3
Coding region: 540-1763 (407 amino acids)
Biological process (GO): regulation of transcription by RNA polymerase II
Molecular function (GO): DNA-binding transcription factor activity, RNA polymerase II-specific; RNA polymerase II cis-regulatory region sequence-specific DNA binding
Source: RefSeq, a predicted model, not a curated record